Messenger RNA from Neofelis nebulosa (Clouded leopard), 9944 nucleotides. It is a transcript of the gene URGCP, whose product is annotated as upregulator of cell proliferation. Gene Ontology annotation, molecular function: GTP binding. The record is from RefSeq and is a predicted model, not a curated record. NCBI's taxonomy places the organism in Eukaryota, Metazoa, Chordata, Mammalia, Carnivora, Felidae. Bases 6732 to 9380 code for a protein of 882 amino acids. The transcript has 6 exons.
UCUUUAUUUUGAGAAAGAGCAUGAGCAGGGGAGAGGUAGAAAGAGAGCCCAGGCAGGCUCCACACUGGCGGAACCUGACACAGGGCUCUAUCCCACGAAUUGAGAGAUCACGACCUGAGCCAAAAUCAAGAGUCGGACGCUUAACUGACUGAGCCACCCAGGCGCCCCAUUAGCUGCCUUAUUUCUCACAACAAGUAAUGCACACACGGUACAAAUCUCAAAAGGUGUGAAAGGACUUUUGUGGAAACGCAGGCAUGGUGCCUAGGUCCCACCCAGGAGGCAUCCUUACCCCCCGACUCCAGGGCACAGCCGGGCUCUGGGUCCUCCUUGUUUUGUUUUAAACCUGACGUGCAUUUUGGAGAUGUCCUGUCUCACUUUUCUCUUUGGAGUCUUGGCUUUUUCUUGUGGAUUUGUAGCUUUUUGUACAUGGAGAAAACCGGCCUUUUGCCAUUUGUGUUACAAAGACUUCUGUUGUCGUUUGCCUUGUGACUUUAUGAAGCCUUCCCGGCUCUGAUUUUUAAGUCUUUAAUAUUUCCUUUGAGUGCACUUUUUGUUUCCUUUUCCAAUUUAAAUCUUAGGUCUAGUUGAUACUUUGGUGAAGCGGCCAGGGUUUGCCGUUACCUUUUCCACGUUGUUUUUAGCCCCCAGACACUGUGAGCUCCCAGGGUCAGGGACCAGAUUCCCUGUGGGUUUGGGGCCUGCCCCUGGGCCUCCUGCCACCCAGCGGCCUGUCUGCUCAUGAGCCGGGCCUGCAGCCUUCAUUUCUGGUGGCUGGUCCUGUGUCCUACUCUCCGGCAGGUUUUGUCUCUUUCAUUGCUGUUCUUUUUCAGAAUUUUCCUGAUAUUGUACAAAUAUUUCCCCAUAGAAUCAGCUUAUCUGUUUUUCAGCCUAGAUGCACAGACAGGUUAACUCAGGGAGCAUUGACUUAGAAAAUCACGUUAAGCCUUCCUUUCUCAAAUAGGAUACACCUCUUCAUUUGUUCAAGUCUUUUAUGGUCUUUGGGAUCUGAAAGUUCUCAUACAGAUACUGCCUGUUUGCUGUGUGGAUUCUUCACUCCUCUCGUUGACGUUGUAAAUGUACGUUUCUAACCUGCUUGUCUACAGGAUGUUGGCCGUGGGUUUUGAUUCUUUUAUUUGCAAGUAGAUCUGGAAAACUGCCGCCCCAGUGAGAGAAUUUGGGAAGCUGGGGAUGCACAAAUAGUUUCUUUACACUGGUCUCUUGAGAUGCGGGCAGCUGUCCGGCUGUCUGCUGCCUGCACUGUCUCACACGUUCUGCCUCGUCUACUGAACCCUUCACAGAGACUUUGAAUCCAGCCCUGUGUCAGUGUCUCUGGUGCUGCCACCACCCAGGUUUGACCUUUGUCACUGGACAGGCGUGCCACCUACACUCAGCACUUCCCCCCUCCCUCCUCCCCUGGAAUAAAAGUGGAUCUUGUCUGUGGCCUGAAAAGCUCAGCCUCACCUGUCCUGCUGCCUCCUUCUGCUCACCCUGCCCUCCUGCUCAUCCUGGGCCCCCCUGCCCUGCCUGAGCUCUCCUGUGCCCCUCCCCCCACUCUGGGAGUCCCCACCCCCUUUUACCCACAGCAGCCCCAGCCCAGGCCUCAGGGCAUCUUCCAGUGUGCCUUCUACUUAAAAGUUAUUACUUGUCCAUCUCCCCCAGCUGAGAGCAAGGAUGUCUGUGUCCUUCACAGAAUGAUCCGAAACUCCUAGGGAAGUCCCUGGCAGGGAGUAAAUGUGAGGGUAAGUCCAGGAGAACAUUCACUGCCUUAUAUGAACUUGCUUCCCACAUGUAAACUUCCCCGGACCCUCACAGCACCCUGAUGAGCUGUGCGGGGCGGGGACGGCCAGCCUUGGCUCAGAGGUCAGCCCGUGUGUCUUGUGGGGUGUGACACGGCUCCUGUGUGAGCUCUCGGAGGGCUCAGAGUCACUUCCUCUCGCUCAGUGAACCCAGGACACAGCCUCGUUGCACGCAGCCCUGUUCCUGCUCCGCUUGGGGGUGCGAUGAUUAUGGCCCCGGGAGGGGGGCUGCUGAGGGGGUGUGCUGUGAUAUCCCGCCAUCUGCUUGCGUCCCCGCCCCUAGGCGCUGCCACAGACCCAGCUCCUCUGUUUUCUCAGCCAGUCAUGCCCCUGCACAUGAUGAGAGUUGAACACUUCAAUGUGGGUGGUCCCUGUGGAGCUGGGAUGGCCUCUCCUGUGGCUUGCAUGUUGUUAGAGGUUGAAUCGUGUCACCUCCAAAACGUGUGUUGAGGUCUAACCCCUCAUGCCUGUGAAUGUGACCAUUUUUUGGAAAUAGGCUCCUGGCAGCUGUGAUUAGUUAAAAUGAGGUCAUGCUGGGCUCGGUGGGCCGUCCUCCAAUGACUGGUGUCCUUGCAAGUAGCAGAGAAGGGACGCACUGGGGAGAACGCUGCAUCCAGCCAUCAGGAGCCACACUCGUGCUCUAUGAACUCUGCUGGGGAUGCUGUCACAGGGGCCACAAAGAAGAGAGAAGCGUAUUCCGCCACCAUUCCAGACACCAGGAGUCUGGGAUGAGGGUGUGGGCCCGGUUGGUGCCUCCCUGUCCCCUGGCUUCUGGUGGCUGCUGGCGAUCUGUGGAUUGUAGACACAGCACUGCGGUCUCUGCCUCCCCUGCCCACGUUUUCCUCGCUGUGGACCAACCACACUUUCCUAAUAAGAGGACCCACCCUACCCAGUAUGAUCUGGUCUUAAUUUAACUAAUUAUAUCUGCAAAGACCCUAUUUCUAAAUAAUACCACACUCAGUACUGGGGUUAGGGCUUGAACAUACCUUUUUGGGGGACACAUUUCUUUUUUUUAUUAAAAAAAUUUUUUUAACGUUUAUUUAUUAUUGAGAGACAGAGAGAAACAGAGCGUGAGCAGGGGAGGGGCAGAGAGAGAGGGAGACAUAGAAUCCAAAGCAGGCUCCAAGCUGUCAGCACAGAGCCCGACAUGGGGCUCGAACUCACCAACCAUGAGAUCAUGGCCUGAGCCGAAGUCGGUUGCUUAACCAACUGAGCCACCCAGGUGCCCCUUGGGGGGGACACAUUUCAACCCUAAACACACACCAGGUUGGUUUAUAAAGGUUUAUUACUAAUUUAGUGAGGCUUCCUAGGCAGAACAACUGGCUUCGAAGUUUAUUUUGUUUCGGGGGUGGUAAUGGGAGGAGGGCCCCCCACCCCUCCUCCAGGGCCAAGGAAGAAGUCCCUAGGCUUACUUGUCAGCUGGCCCAGGUGUGGGGCAGGAGGGCGACUGGCGGGUCUUACAAGUUGUCAGCAUAAAACAGCAAAAAUUGAGCAGAUUCUUUAUUAUCCAAAGCAAUUGAUAGUAGGCUGCUGGCUGCAUUACAGUAAGCAAAUGCACCUGUAUUUCUCUCAUAUCCUGCUUGGGAUGGUUUUCUGUGCCAUCUUGCUUUACUGUCACCACCUGGUGAAGGAGUGGGGUUUGUUGCUAGGAAUUAGCCCUGCUCACCAGGUUUCAACCAUUUAUUCUGGGCAUUGAAGACCGCUGCCCGAGAAGUGUGCAGCUCUGACGGGGUGCAGGCCCGGGCCGCUGCUGUGCUUGUGACAUGGGCUACAGCUCGGGGCUCCCAUGAACACCUCCUGCCUAGGAUGCCAGCAGUGAGAAUCCAGGCUGCCUCCUAUGCUUCUGGCUGACUAGGGGUGAGUCCGGUUCCCAUGACCCCUCUUUGGGGUCAGUUAAUUGCUGCAGUGACUCACAGAACUCAGGGAAACGUGUUACUUACUAAUUACCCAUUUGUUACAAAAGGAGUGAUUCGGGAAUAGCCAGAGGAGGAUCUGCACCAGCCAGGUGUGUGGGGAGGGGCACGGAGUCUCCCUGCCCUCUCAGAUCUCGUGCUCACCAACCUGGAGGCCCUCACAACCCCGUCCUUUCUGGGUUUUCUGGAGGCUUCAUUACACAGGCAUGAGUGAUGAACUCAUUGGCCACUGGUGACUGAUCCAACCUCCAGCCCCUCCUGUCCCCGAACUUAAAGUUCCAAUCCUGUAACCAUGUGGUUAGGUCCCCAGGCCACCUGCCCCCAUCCUCAGGUGCUUUCCCAAACUCACUCGUUAACAUUAUAAGAGGCACCUUUACACCUCACAAAGAAAAUCCCAAGGGUUUUUAGGAGCUGUGUGCCAGGAAUGGAGACGAACCAAAUAAAUUCUUUUAAAUCACAGAAUCACACUCUGCACAGACCUCGUCUCCAAAUGUAGUUGCACAGGGGUGACAGCUUCAGCAAAGGACUUUGAACACAAUUGAGGCUGUGAAAGCGUUGAAAGUAGAUCGAAAGCAUCGGGGGCGGAGCUUAGCGGUCUGUGCUGUACAGUUGUGUUUCCAGGACUCUCCUCACAGCAGGCAGAGGAUGAGACGCCCAGAGACCCGGCGUGGAGUCUCCUUCCGGACUGCGGGUGUGACUUGUUUGCUGGGGAAUUAGCGGGGGCUGGAUGGUCUGAGGGUCCCUUACAUGGAGUUGAGUGUCCCCAUGCUCCCGGAAGACACAGCAGUCUGGUCUCCCUGGGGCACCUGCACAUCUUAUUCUGGCCCAGACCCCUCUCAUUGCAUCAUCUUUAAGUUCUUUUGGUUUUAUUAAAUCAAUACAUGCUUCUUUCACUUAAAGAAUGUAAAUAGAACAAAAUAAACUUUGACAUUUUUUAUUAAAAUAACUUGUACCUAGAGAUAAAUGAUAAAAGUGAAAGGCCCUUUAUCCAGAGUUUUCUGUUUUUAAUAUUUUAGCUCACUUACCAUUUUCAUUUCUCAUGCUCUGGCUCUCGCUGCAUGUGUGUUUAUGUACACACACGAGUACACUCAUGUGUAAUCUUUCUUACGCACUAGAGAGUCAGCUACAUGCAGCAUCCUGUUUUCUCACCAGAUCCUUUGGGGUUUCCUGAGAGCAGAGAUACUCUCUUACAGCUGUGGUUCAGUCAUCAACAUCCAUGCUUUCAACACGCAUAGUGCCCACAUUUCAAUUCUGUCAGUUGACCCCAAAGUCUCUCCCUCCAGUUCAGGAUCUAGUGUGGGGUCAGGUCCUGCAUUUUGUUUUCACAUCUCUCCAGCACCCUGAAUCUGGAACGUUUCCUCCACCUUUGUUUUGUCCUUUGUGACUUUGGGAUAACAUAGUCCUCCCCUCCAGGUGACUUUCUCUUUUGGAUUUGCCCCCACAAUUAGACCAGGACUUUUCAUUCUUAGCCGGAACACUGCCUGGUGACGUGUUCUUUCUCAGGGUGCGAUGGCUGGGGCACACAGUGGCCAUCUGUCAUGUUGUCACUGAUUUGAUCACCCAGUCAGGUAUUGCCCAAGUGUGCAUCGUUGUAAUUACUAGGUUUUUUUUUUUUUUCUCCCUGACCCCUAAGAAGCAGUCUGUGGGGAGACAUUUUGAGAGAAACAGAGAGAGCGCUUGAGAGAAAUAGCACGUGUGCACUCAAGGGAGGGGCAGAGAGCAAGGGAGAGCGAGAAUCCCAAGCAGGCUCUGAGCUGUCAGCCCAGAGCCCGAAAUGGGUCUCAAACUCACAAACCCUGAGAUCAUGACCUGAGCCGAAGUUGGACACUCACCGACUGAGCCCCCCAGGUGCCCCUGGCCUGAACCAGUCUUCAUUGAGAUUGAGAUGGUCACAGAAUGAUACUACUCCAGCUGCAGCACUUGACUCAUUGGAUAGUUGUGAGCAAGAGCCCUCCUCCCUCCCCCAGUUUGUUUAUGUAUACCUACACGGACUCAUUCAGUCCUGCUUUUCAAUGGUUUUUCAUUAGUUACUGUAUUUAUUAUGCUCACACUCAGAUUGUCCCAGACUUGGCCGUGGGAGCCUCUUCAAGCUGGCACCUAUGUUCUGUGACCUACCAGCAUUUUUUUGAGCACUUCCUUGUUUUCUGAAGAUGCUCAGACUUCUUUUGUUCUUUCCCGGCCAUCCCUCCAAGGAGACCUGUUGUCUUUUAGUGUGGAAUGGCACGGAAGGGGGUUGGUGUGCUCACUGCCUCCCUAGAGUAUCUUUGGCCCUUUUGGUGGACGGAGCUAGGAGAGAGAAUGCGUAUAGAUGCAAACGCGUACCCACACGCUCGCGUGUAGAAAUCGUGCCGUUGCGCUGGCCUCACUGGUUCCCGUGUGCCCCUGGAAGUUCUUGUUCUAGCUUCUUCUUUCCAUAUUUGUGUGUCCCUUCUUCACCAGUGGAACCCCUGGCUCCUGACAAAAUCGGCACAUUUACUCAAUUUUAUAAUAUAUUUAAAAUAGUUCAUUCUUAAACGGACUGCACUUACCAAACUUAAAAUAAUUCAGGACCACCCCUGUCUGCCCACAGUGUUACUCUUGAUGAAUAUCCUUCUAGAUCUCCUUAUGUACACCUGUAGGGAAAUACACAAAUACAAUUUUAUUGAAACAUCAUACUAUACAUAUUGUUCUGUAACUUGACUUUUCCUCCUGCUAAUGAAUAUAUCAUUAACGUCAUUCUGUAACAUCGUCCAACGUCUCUGUGUCCACAAGGUGCGAUCCAUACAGUAUUUUCUAAUGAGUACAGAAUAAGACUGUACCAUACUUCUCUGUAAUCGGACUUUGAUUUUAAAAGGCAUCCAGUUUUUCACUAUUAUAUGUAAAGCUGACAUCAACAUCUUUGUAACUAAAUCUUAAUUAUUUCCUUAGGCUAGAAGUGGAAUUACUGGUCAAAGGACGCUCAGAUUUGGGAGAAGUGGCCCCAGAAAUAAAAGCAUCUGAGAGACGGACCGCGGUGGCCAUUGCAGAUCUGGAAUGGAGAGAAAUGGAAGCAGAUGACUACGGUACAAAUGAGGCUCAGGACAGUGACUUCCCAACAGCGGAGAGGAGCAGGCUGCAGGAGAUGCUGUCGCUGCUGGGGCUGGAGACCUACCAGGCCCAGAAGCUCAGCCUCCAGGAUGCCCUGCAGAUCAGCAGCGACAGCAUGAGAAACUGGGCCCCUCAGGCCCCCAAAGACCUGCCCUGGAAUUUCCUCAGGAAGCUGCAGGCCCUCAACGCUGAGGCCAGGAACACCACCAUGGUGCUGGAUGUGCCCCUGGACGCCAGGCCCAUGGAGAAGGAGAGCCAGAUGGAAGAGGAGAUUAUCUACUGGGACGCGGCUGAUGACAUCUCCGCAGACAUCUAUUCCUUCUCAGAGCUGCCGACGCCUGACACGCCUGUGAACCCCUUGGACCUUCUCUGUGCCCUUCUGCUCUCCUCAGAUGGUUUCCUGCAGCAGGAAAUUGUGCUGAAAAUGUCCCUGUGCCAGUUUGCACUCCCUCUCGUCUUGCCUGACUCGGAGAACCACUACCACACAUUUCUGCUGUGGGCCCUGAGGGCUGUGGUGUGGACGUGGUGGGCGCAGCCCCUGCGGGGCGUGGGCGGCCUCCGAGAGGACAGCGCGGUGCUAUCCCGGGCUCCUACCUUCGCCUUCGUGCGCAUGGAGGUCAGCAGCAACUCCAAGUCACAGCUGCUCAAUGCUGUGCUCAGCCCCAGCCACCGGCCACGGGACUGCUUCUGGCAUCGAGACCUGAGCGUGGGCACCAACCCCCGGGAGAUCGCAGAUGGGCUGGUGGAAGUCUCCUGGUUCCUCCCCAGCGGCAGGGAGGACCUGGACGUGUUCCCGGAGCCCGUGGCCUUUCUGAACCUGCGGGGCGACAUCGGGUCUCAUUGGCUGCAGUUCAAGCUCUUGACUGAGAUCUCGUCCGCCGUGUUCAUCCUGACCGACAACAUCAGCAGGAAGGACUACAAGCUGCUCUACUCCCUGAGGGGCUCGGCCACCAAGUACUAUUUCAUCCUGAGCCCCUACCGUGGGAAGCGGAACACAAACCUCAGGUUCCUGAACAAGCUCAUCCCGGUGCUGAAGAUGGACCACUCACAUGUGCUGGUGAAGGUCAGCAGCACCGACAGCGCGGGCUUCGUGCGCAGGGUCCGCUCCAUCGUGGCGCACGUGGCCCGGUCCCCCUGCAGGAGGUUGUCUGUGGAGGAGAUGGCGCACGCGGCCCGUAAGCUGGGACUGAGGGUGGACGAGGACUGUGAUGAGUGUCAGCGGGCAAAGCAGCGCAUGGAGCGCAUCACCAGGAGGAUCAAAGACUGUGACGCCUACCGCAGGGACGAGCUGUGGCUGCAGGGGGACCCGUGGCGGAAGGCAGCCCAGGUGGAGAAGGAGCUGUGCCAGGCCCAGAGGGCGGGGGACCCUCCUGACAAGGGCAGGGCAGAGCUGGGGCACCGGCUGCUAGAACUUCGUGCACAGCAGAACCGCCAGGACCCCGCCUGGGGGCUGCAGGAGUUCAUCGCAGGCAUCAGCUGCGCCUCACUGGCUGAGAAGCAGUACUUCCUGAGGUGGAUGGAGUGGGGACUGGCCCGCGUGGCCCAGCCAAGGCCGCGGCAGCCUCCUGAGACCAUUCUUAGCCUCAGACCCAAGCACUGUGGCAUGGUGGACUUUGGGGAGCUACUCUGGCCCGAGCCCCUGGGUGUAGAGCACUUCCUACGGGAGAUGGGACAGUUUUACGAGGCAGAAAGCUGCCUGGUGGAGGCGGGGAAGCUGCCGGCCUGCCAGAGGCGGUUUGCCCACUUCCCGGGCCUGGCCCUGGAGCUGCUGUUGAAGGGGCUGCCCUUGGAGCUGAUCGACGGCAGCACGCUGAGUACCCCCCUGCGCUGGGUCACGGGGCUCCUGAAGGAGCUGCACGUUCGCCUGGAGAGGAGGUCGCGCCUGGUGGUACUGUCGGCACUGGGUGCGCCGGGCACUGGGAAGUCCACGCUUCUCAACACCAUGUUUGGGCUGCGUUUUGCCACGGGGCGGGGCUGUGGCCCUCGAGGGGCCUUCAUGCAGCUGGUCACCGUGGCUGAGAGCUUCAGCCAGGAUCUGGGCUGCGACCACAUCCUGGUGAUAGACUCGGGGGGCUUGAUAGGCGGGGCCCUGACCGCAGCCGGGGAGAGGUUCGAGCUGGAGGCCUCCCUGGCCACUCUGCUCAUGGGGCUGAGCAACGUCACCGUGGUGAGCCUGGCUGAGACGAGGGACAUACCACCAGCUGUUCUGCAUGCGUUUCUGAGGUUGGAGAAAACGGGGCACGUGCCCAACUAUCAGUUUGUGUACCAGAACCUCCAGGAUGCGUGUGCCCCCGGCCCCAGGCCUCGGGACAGAAGGCCGCUCCUGGAUUCCCCCGGCGAUGUGAGCAGAGCCGGUGCACAGAUGGAGAAGCAGGGCGACGGCAUCCGGACGCUGGCCGACCUGGCCUUUUGCGACCCUGAGAAGCAGCAUGUUUGGCACAUCCCUGGCCUGUGGCAUGGGGUGCCUCCCAUGGCUGCAGUGAGCUUGGGGUACAGCGAGGCCAUUUUUGAGUUAAAGAGGUGUCUGCUGGAAAACAUCAGGAAUGGCCUGUCCAACCAGAACAAAAACAUCCAGCAGCUCAUUGAGCUGGUGAGGCGGCUCUGAGUGUUAGGAGGGGGCCUGUUCUCAAGGUGGUGUGCCUGUGGGGGCUGUGCCCGGCACCUGACCCCAUGAGAAGGGAGAAGGGCAAGAGCCUGGGGGGAGGGGGCUGGGGUUCCCUAAACAGUGUUGAGAAGGAGGUGACCGCACAGACCUGCUCAGAGAUGCUCUCGGGAGCCAAGGGGCCCUGGGGCAGGGUGUGGACACACAGCAAGAGUUUGUGUGCAGCUCCUUUCCAGGCCCCUGUGCUCUGGCUCCCUCUCCUUCGUCCCUGGGGUGGGGGGUAGUAUCCCUGCAGCCCAGCCGGUAUGGGGGGGGGGGUGAGGAAGGGGGGUUGCUGGACGCCUCCCUGAUGAAGUGGAGGCAGGCCCUUCCUCCAUGACCUGCUGGUCCCGACUGACCCCCAUGGAGAGUCCCCCCUGGCUCCCUCCACCUCCUGCAGCUGUGUCUGCCCCGCCCCAGACUGUGAGCUCCUUGGGGAUGGGGCUGUGUGUGACCCGACUCUGUACCCCCAGGGCCUGGCACAGGGCCCUGCGCACUGUAGGCGCUUAAUAAAUGUUUGUUAAAAGA